AUGCGAUUUUCAAAAAAUCAUAUCUCUGGUCCGGAAAAAGAUAUUUCUAAGCCGUUUUGUGGGAAAUACUCAGAAAAAUAUGCUUUAUCAAAUGGGCUUGUUAAAUUUGUUCCGAAAAAUUUUUCCGAAAAAGUGGGAUUUGGUAUAUCCGGUAGAUCCGGAUUAUCUCGGCCAAUUUUCAUUUUCAUGAAAAAUGCAGAAACAUGUCAACUGAGAUACGAAUUGAGCUUUCGAUUGGUAUAUAGAACGUAUUUUUUGAAUGAAAAAUUAAGAAUUAAGAAAAAAUUUUCGAGCGCUUCCAUACUUUUUUCCACGACUCCAAUUGUUGAACCAGAAUGGGAAGGUUAUAUACGAGAUAUAGCUAAAUUAAUUGUUCAAACUCCAACUCAAAAUGGUUUAUUGGAUAUUCGUAAUCGUUUUUAUGAAUUACUUUGUCGUUGUAUUCCUUCUUCAAUUAUUUUUACGCAUUUAAUUCUUGAAUUAUCAAAAAUUCGAGAUACCUCGCCAAUAUUUCCUUCGAUUGUUUCAACGGCUGCCGAAUAUGAACAUUCAACUCGUUUGGGAAGUAAAGAUAUUAUACAUUUAGAAGCUUUUGUAGCUACCGUUAUGAGUUUAAUUGUUGAAAAAAGAUUGCAGAAAAUUUAA
This is a messenger RNA of Meloidogyne enterolobii, 645 nucleotides long. The record is from the annotation of a GenBank genome assembly. NCBI's taxonomy places the organism in Eukaryota, Metazoa, Nematoda, Chromadorea, Rhabditida, Meloidogynidae.